Messenger RNA from Uncinocarpus reesii 1704, 228 nucleotides. RefSeq lists its product as uncharacterized. The record is from RefSeq and is a predicted model, not a curated record. Lineage: Eukaryota; Fungi; Ascomycota; Eurotiomycetes; Onygenales; Onygenaceae. The transcript has a single exon. Bases 1 to 228 code for a protein of 75 amino acids.
AUGACUGCACUUAAAAUCAAAGUUAUAACUCAUGAGCACAAUUAUCUUGCUGCUGCUGGUUUGUUGAAGAAUAAGAUGAAGAAGAAGAUGAAAACAUUUCAGAGUUAUUUACAGACUUUAUUAAAUAAGAAGAUGCUAUCAUCAUCAGAGAAAAUGAGCAAGAAGAAGUUUAAGAUUGUCAUCUCUUUUAAUAAAGAAAAGAAGAAUGAGAAGAAGAAUAAUAACUAG